GUGACCUGUCCUUUUCUUGAUUCAGGCGCGUGUUUGUGUUGGCGACAUGAGGCUUCGGUUGAGUACAACGUACAACCUGAUAAAGCAUUAAUUAUGCGCUGACCGGAAGUUCAUGCGUGACUAUUGUGCGACCUCAAGCGGGUGAUGGUCAGUUGCGCGUAUUUCUUGCCGUACACGGAAAAGCCAGCUUCACCGCAAUGCCGCAAUGGCUGAAAACCCCAAGGUGAUCCUUCUAUUCAGUGGGAAGAGAAAGUCGGGAAAGGACUACAUAACAGAGAUGCUGAGGAAAAGGAUCGGAGAUGACAAGUGCACAAUAAUACGCCUUUCGGAGCCAAUAAAAGAGGCAUAUGCAAAGGAGCACAACCUCGACUACAAUCGACUACUCGACUCAUCCGACUACAAGGAGCUGUACCGCGCCAAGAUGGUCGCAUGGGGCGAGGAGAAACGCAACCAGGACUUGUCCUUCUUCUGCCGCCUGGCGGUCAAAAAGAGGGGCCAGCCAGGGUUCCCCGUGUGGAUAGUGAGCGAUGCCCGGCGAGAGAGCGACGUCGAGUAUUUCCGAGAGACCUUUGCCUGCCCCACACUCACUCUUCGGGUCAAAGCGCGUGAAGGCACACGCCGAGACCGCGGGUGGGUGCACACACCGGGUAUCGACGAUGCCACGACAGAGUGUGGUCUCGACCACAUGGACAACUGGGAUUUCGUGAUAAGCAACAACGAUGACGAUGACUUGGAAGGCCAACUCGAAUCUGUUCUCCAAGCUGUGCACCAGCACUGUUCAUGAUGUGCCAACAACUUUCUUCAAGACUGCAUUUCCUGCCUGUGCCAAGCCUCAUUAACAUAACCAUAUCUAUAUUGCUCACUACAAUCAGCUUCUGCAUUCAUAUUGAUGUUCGACGAAGCAUUCCAAGCUUUUGCGAAGGCAAUCAACGUUUUGAAAACCGAGCUAUGGGAAUCUACACACCUGCAUAACUGUUU
Rhipicephalus sanguineus (brown dog tick) is the source of this 978-nucleotide messenger RNA. RefSeq names its product phosphomevalonate kinase. Gene Ontology annotation, molecular function: phosphomevalonate kinase activity. Gene Ontology annotation, biological process: isopentenyl diphosphate biosynthetic process, mevalonate pathway; cholesterol biosynthetic process. Lineage: Eukaryota; Metazoa; Arthropoda; Arachnida; Ixodida; Ixodidae. The record is from RefSeq and is a predicted model, not a curated record. The transcript has 5 exons. Gene Ontology annotation, cellular component: cytoplasm. Bases 206 to 784 code for a protein of 192 amino acids.